Messenger RNA from Neurospora hispaniola, 471 nucleotides. RefSeq lists its product as uncharacterized. The transcript has 2 exons. Bases 1 to 471 code for a protein of 156 amino acids. NCBI's taxonomy places the organism in Eukaryota, Fungi, Ascomycota, Sordariomycetes, Sordariales, Sordariaceae. The record is from RefSeq and is a predicted model, not a curated record.
AUGUUGGUUCGGGGCAGCAGACAUGCCACGCCACAGGAUGAAGCUGUCGAUGACAGUCAACGGCGGCAGCGUGGUAACGACAACCACUGUGAGAAGCCCAACAGGCGUACAGUCAGGAUCAAGAACUACAGCGAACCUGGCAAAACAGGACAUCAGUCGCAUCUCGAUAAGCACAUUGUAGACCAUGGAUUGGUCUCGGUGUAUGUAGCGUGCCUGACAUGCAACUGCUGGAACUGUCAGAUGGUGCUUCGGUUGCGCGAUCGUGGGAAGGAACAUGGGAACGGGUUUCCUCGUGGGCAGGAGGGCAGGACCCUGAGCAUUUCAUCUGCCUCUGUGGAAAGCUUGCAGUGUGCGAGUGCCGCGCUAGUCAAAGCGGACCAAGCAGUGCAUGCCACCUCAACGGGUUCGCUGCCCCACGACACACCAAAGCCAUCAAGGUUUGGUGAUCAUUCACACCCUGAUCUCUCCUGA